CUAGGCUCCACUUUUAUAAUACCUUUUACAUUUCUUCAUCACAGUAUCAAACUUGUCUUCUAUCUCUCUUUUUCACAUCCUCUGCAUAUAUUCCUCCUCAAUCCUUUCUAAGUGUUACUUUUUGUUCUAUCAAGCUUUUUGAUCAGUUUCUUAGUUUUUCUCUCUCUCUUUUUUUUUUUUUUUUAUCACUCUCAAAAUGAUUGACUUAUAGAUUUCUGAUCCAAAGCUUAAGUUAGUAUAGUUUCAUUGAAUUCUCAUCUGGGUUCAACCUGUUUGGUGUUUGGACUGAACCAGUUUCUAAUAGCGGUGUGUAUCUGCCACACACACACACACACAAAAAGCCAACUUUUGUUCUUUGUUUCUUUGUAAUAGUACUUUGGAUUUGAGAAUCUAGAUAUGGGUUCUUGUCUAAGUAAAGGUAAAGAUUCUGAGCCAGAACACAAUGGUUAUAGACAAGCUGGGUCUGGUGGUGUUCACAACCAGAAGACUCAUGAACCUUUGGUCAACCAAUCAAGAGUACCUGCAAAUCAGCCUUAUCAGUUACCUGAAAAGCAUGCUGCAUCAACUACUCAAACAGUGCCUCAGACACCAUGGAAGCCUUCUGUUCCUGCACCAAGUCCAAAACCUGUUAAGCAAGACACAAUCCUUGGGAAGCAAUUUGAGGAUGUGAAACAGUUCUAUACACUUGGGAAGGAAUUGGGUAGAGGGCAAUUUGGGGUAACAUAUCUAUGCACUGAGAAUUCAACUGGGUUGCAGUAUGCUUGCAAGUCCAUUUCAAAGAGGAAACUUGUAAGCAAAUCUGAUAAAGAAGAUAUAAAGAGGGAGAUUCAGAUUAUGCAGCAUUUGAGUGGUCAACCAAACAUUGUUGAGUUCAAAGGUGCUUAUGAGGAUAAGCAUUCAGUUCAUGUUGUGAUGGAGCUUUGUGCAGGUGGUGAACUUUUUGAUAGGAUUAUUGCUAAGGGGCAUUAUAGUGAAAGAGCUGCUGCAUCAAUAUGCAGACAAAUUGUUAAUGUUGUUCAUAUCUGCCAUUUCAUGGGUGUGAUGCACAGGGAUCUUAAGCCAGAGAAUUUCUUGUUAUCUAGUAAGGAUGAAAAUGCACUUCUCAAGGCAACUGAUUUUGGCUUGUCCGUUUUCAUUGAAGAAGGAAAGGUGUAUAGAGAUAUAGUUGGGAGUGCUUACUAUGUUGCUCCAGAAGUUCUACGCCGUAGAUGUGGGAAGGAAAUAGAUAUAUGGAGUGCAGGAGUCAUAUUGUAUAUCCUACUCAGCGGUGUCCCUCCAUUUUGGGCUGAGACUGAAAAGGGAAUAUUUGAUGCCAUAUUGGAAGGUCAUAUUGAUUUUGAAAGUCAACCGUGGCCUAAAAUUUCAAGCAAUGCCAAGGAUCUUGUUCGAAAGAUGCUUAUACAGGAUCCAAAGAAACGCAUUACCUCUGCUCAAGUUCUUGAACACCCGUGGAUUAAAGAUGGAAAUGCUCCAGACAAGCCAAUAGACAGUGCAGUCCUUUCCAGAAUGAAGCAAUUCAGAGCUAUGAAUAAACUAAAGAAACUUGCCCUGAAGGUCAUUGCUGAGAACAUGUCUGCAGAAGAGAUCCAAGGUUUGAAGGCAAUGUUUACAAAUAUGGACACUGACAAGAGUGGUACAAUCACCUAUGAAGAACUGAAAGCAGGAUUGCAAAGACUUGGCUCAAAGCUUACUGAGGCUGAAGUGAAGCAGCUUAUGGAAGCUGCUGAUGUUGAUGGAAAUGGCUCAAUUGACUAUAUAGAAUUCAUUACUGCUACAAUGCAUAGACACAAGUUAGAAAGAGAUGAUCAACUUUUCAAGGCCUUCCAAUAUUUUGAUAAAGACAACAGUGGGUAUAUUACAAGAGAUGAAUUGGAAACAGCCAUGAAUGAAUAUGGUAUGGGUGAUGAAGCCACAAUCAAGGAAAUUAUAUCUGAAGUUGAUACAAUUAUAUCUGAAGUAGAUACAGAUCAUGAUGGUAGAAUCAACUAUGACGAAUUCUGUGCAAUGAUGAGGAGUGGAAAUCAGCAAGCCAAGCUAUUCUAAAACACACAAUCUCUAACCAGUAUGAGUUUCCGAUAUCCAAGACCCGCCUAGGGACAAGGUUUAUACUUCUGAGAAGUACUUCCAAAAGUUUAUACCACUCGUAGGCAUGUAAAGAUUCUGUUUAGAAUGUUUUUUGAGUUAUGAUGUUCCACAUGACUUUUGAUCAACUCUCUUGUUUCAUUUUUGGUUUCUUUUUCCUUUUCACUGACAUUUUAUUUGAGUCCUCUGAAUUUGUUUUGGACACUGAAGUAUACUCACAUAGCAAAGUUGUUAUCUCAAUAAGUUAUACAAGUUUUUGCACUUGAAAUCCUAUACCACUAUUGUUUAUUAAGGAUUGCAAGCUACGAGAGUAGUUUAAUGGUUAAAUCAAACCUUG
Abrus precatorius (Indian licorice) is the source of this 2419-nucleotide messenger RNA. RefSeq names its product calcium-dependent protein kinase 2-like. Gene Ontology annotation, molecular function: calcium ion binding; calcium-dependent protein serine/threonine kinase activity; ATP binding. The transcript is spliced from 8 exons. The record is from RefSeq and is a predicted model, not a curated record. Bases 397 to 2043 code for a protein of 548 amino acids. Lineage: Eukaryota; Viridiplantae; Streptophyta; Magnoliopsida; Fabales; Fabaceae. Gene Ontology annotation, cellular component: cytoplasm; nucleus. Gene Ontology annotation, biological process: protein autophosphorylation; peptidyl-serine phosphorylation; intracellular signal transduction.